AUGACAAGCUCUAGUGCCGAUCCGAUCCUGCUUUCGCUAUUUGCGAACCGCUUCAUGGCAGUGGCAGAGUCCAUGGGCCGCUCGCUGCAGCAGACGUCCAUUUCGACCAACAUCAAGGAACGGUUGGAUUUCUCCUGCGCGAUCUUUGCGCCGGACGGCUCCCUGAUUGCGAAUGCGCCGCAUCUGCCAGUCCACUUGGGCAGCAUGAGCUUUGCGGUCAAAUGGCAGGCGGAGAACCUCGCGAAGCUUGGUCAGGGCGCCUUUCAGCGUGGCGAUGUGGUGCUGACGAACCACCCCGUGGCUGGCGGAAGUCAUCUCCCUGAUAUCACGUGUAUCACGCCUGUAUUUGCUCCAGACCGUGAUGAGAUUAUCUUCUUUACGGCGAGCCGUGGACACCAUGCGGAUAUCGGCGGUAUUCUCCCAGGCUCCAUGCCCCCGACAAGCAAGAGCCUGUUUCAGGAAGGUGCGCAGAUCCGCUCGUUCAAGAUCGUGUCAAAGGGCGUGUACGACCGCGACGGCCUUGUUCGUCUGCUGGUUGAUGAGCCGGCAAAGUACCCGGGCUGCUCAGGCACGCGCUGCUUCCGUGACGUGGAGAGCGAUCUCAAGGCACAGAUUGCCGCGAACCACAAGGGCAUUCAGCUGAUCAAUGAUCUCGUGGACGAAUGGGGUCUGCAGACGGUUCAGGACUACAUGUUGCAUAUUCGUGACAAUGCCGAGCUGGCCGUGCGCAACCUGCUGCGCCGCGUCGCCAGGCAGCACGCCUCGACUGAACUGCAUGCCGUCGAUUACAUGGAUGAUGGCACGCCGAUCGAGCUGCGUGUAACGAUCGAUCCUGACGCGGGCUCUGCUAUCUUUGACUUUGAGGGUACAGGCCCUGAAGUCAAUGCCAACAUCAACUGCCCACCCUCCGUGGCCUUUAGCGCGAUUAUAUACGCCCUGCGCUGCAUGGUAUCGGAAGACAUCCCCCUGAACCAGGGCUGCUUGGCCCCCAUCGAUGUUCGCCUGCCUUCCGGCUCGCUCUUGCGUCCAUCUGAGACGGCUGCUGUCGUCGGCGGCAACGUGCUGACAAGCCAGCGUAUCACAGACGUGGUCUUCCGUGCCUUUGAAGCGGUGGCUGCGAGCCAGGGCGAUUGCAACAACUUGACCUUCGGUACUGGCGGCAACGAUGAGAAUGGCAAGCUGAUUGAAGGUUUCGGGUACUAUGAAACCAUUGCUGGCGGUUCGGGUGCAGGUCCUUCAUGGAACGGUACGAGUGGUGUUCAUACACAUAUGACGAACACACGCAUUACUGAUCCGGAGAUCUUUGAGCGUCGCUACCCUGUCUUUUUGCGCCGCUUUGGUUUGCGCGAAGGGUCCGGUGGCGAUGGUCAGUACCGCGGUGGUGAUGGUGUUGUGCGUGACAUUGAGUUCCUUGAGCCUGGUAUCCAGGUCAGUAUCCUGUCGGAGCGCCGUGUCCAUCGUCCCUAUGGGCUGCGCGGCGGUGAGCCCGCUCAGAGUGGCUUGAACCUCUGGGUAAAGAGGCGCCGUGAAGAAGAUGGCGAUAUGAUUGCAGCUGCAGAGGAUGGCACUGUGCCGCCUCGUGUCAUCAACAUGGGCGGAAAAGCCACCGCUCGAUUCGGUGCAGGCGAUCGCAUUGUCGUCCACACGCCGGGUGGCGGUGGUUUCGGUCCAUCGACCUCCAAAGACAGCGACACCUCAUCCGAGGCGCGCCAAGCACGUGUGCGCAUGCCUCAUCGUGGCAGCUUGGCCAACUGGCACGCUCUGCAGCUUGGUGCAUAG
Molecule: messenger RNA, 1779 nt
Organism: Malassezia pachydermatis
Lineage: Eukaryota; Fungi; Basidiomycota; Malasseziomycetes; Malasseziales; Malasseziaceae
Product: 5-oxoprolinase
Exons: 1
Coding region: 1-1779 (592 amino acids)
Biological process (GO): glutathione metabolic process
Cellular component (GO): cytosol
Molecular function (GO): 5-oxoprolinase (ATP-hydrolyzing) activity
Source: RefSeq, a predicted model, not a curated record